Aureobasidium melanogenum CBS 110374 is the source of this 729-nucleotide messenger RNA. RefSeq lists its product as uncharacterized. NCBI's taxonomy places the organism in Eukaryota, Fungi, Ascomycota, Dothideomycetes, Dothideales, Saccotheciaceae. The record is from RefSeq and is a predicted model, not a curated record. The coding region runs from base 1 to 729 and encodes 242 amino acids. The transcript has a single exon.
AUGAAUUCUUUCUCAGAUACCAUUUCGACUCGUCCUCAUAUGCGACCAUCUCCCACUAAACUCUCGACACCCACAACAUACUCGACAAAGACAUUGAACACUUUGUUCCAAUAUGUACCUCUGUCGACAACAUCUUGCAGCCCUUGGAUCCAGUAUGCACCGUUAUCAUCGACGACUUCGCCAGCCUUCAUUUAUCGUCCUACACCUAUGACAACUUCAACCAAUAUCGCAUCAUCGUCCAGUGAAACCGCAGAAUUGAAUCUCUCGGCUCAUGCAGAUUGUCAAACAACAGAUACGCCUAUAGGGUUUGCAAUAUUUCUUCUGAUAUUGCUGGGGAUGAUGUUGGCGAUGGCUACCAUGAUGUGGUUGGCGGAGAGCAAAAGUCUUCAGAAAUGGCAAAGAUCAGAGUACCAAGAGCGCAGCAUCUUGGACAAACAAAGGACAGAUGCAGAACCCGUUGGUUUGGGCAUCACACUGCAUCCGGCUGUCGAAGAGAGAAGAGAGGUUGGAGAUUACGAGCGACUGAAAAAUUGGCUCUCCGUUGCCGUCGAACAAGGGAAGUCUGCCGGAAUGACUGGGGGGUGGAACGACUUUGCUGUUUCCAGAACACGAACCGAUCUCUAUAUGAAUGCCGAGGAAGGGUUGUUACUAGCUGUCCGAGAGAGCGAAAGGAGUGAGAGCGGGAAGGACCAGAUUGAUAUUGAGCUUGACGCUGAUUGGGGGUAUUGA